GGACAAAGUAGCCGAGGACAAAGGCCGAAUGGGAAGGCAGUCACGGCCCCUGCGAUCACAAAGAUCAGCGGCUAGAGCGCCUCAUUUCUGGUGUGCUCAACCACAGAGUACCGGCCGGAGCGUCGCCUAAUGCUUUGUGAAGGUAUCGACGGGGAAGAGGAAGCGGAAGCCGCCGGCAAAAUGGCGGCUGUCGAGGAGGAAGAAAUGGGGAGCAGCUGGAGAAGGAGGGGAGUUGCUGAAUGGUUGUUUCGAGGGGUUCUCCUCUGCGCUUUGGCGGCAGGCUCCGGGUGGUGCAACUCUGUGGAGAAGAAAAUCUACAUCCCGCUGAACAGGACAGCUAUGUGUGUUCGCUUGAUGAAUGCCACACAUCAGAUAGGCUGCCAGUCCUCCAUGAAUGGAGACACGGGAGUUAUCCACGUGGUGGAGAAGCAGGAAGACGUCCAGUGGGUGCUGUCUGACGGCCCUCAUCCCCCAUACAUAGUGCUGCUAGAUGGAGACCUUUUUACCAGGGAUAUGAUGGAUCAACUCAAAAAAAGCUCACGGAUCUCCGGGGUGGCCGUGGCCAUUGCCAAACCCAGCCCUGUAGGAGGAUUCUCUCCUGGCUCCAAAUGCCCAAAUGAUGGCUUUGGUGUCUACUCCAGCAAAUAUGGCAGUCAGUACGCUCACUGCAAUCGUAUGGAGUGGAAUCCCCUGGGCAAUGGCCUUUUCUAUGAGGACUUCAGUUUCCCCAUCUUCCUCCUUCACGAUGAGAACGAGACUCAGGUUAUUAAACAGUGCUACCAAACCUACAACCUCCCUCGCAACGGCUCAGUCCCGCAGUACCCGCUGUGUGCCAUGCAGAUGUUCUCCCACAUGCACGCCGUGACCAGCACGGUGACUUGCAUGCGGCGCACCCACCUCCAGACCACUUUCAGCAUCAAUCCGGAAGUUAUCUGUGACCCACUCUCUGAUUACAACGUGUGGAGCACACUGAAGCCCAUCAACGUUUCUGCGAGUCUGAACUCCACCGAGAAAGUCAUCAUGGUUGCGACUCGAAUUGACAGCCAUUCCAUGUUCUGGAACGUGGCUCCCGGGGCAGCGAGCGCCGUCACGUCUUUCGUCACCCACUUGGCCGCAGCCGAAGCCAUCCACAAAGUGCCGGACGUUCAGACGUUGCCGAAAAACAUCAUGUUCACCUUCUUCCAGGGGGAAAGCUUUGAUUACAUCGGCAGCUCCCACAUGGCCUACGAAAUGCAGAAAGAGACGUUUCCAGUCAGGCUGGAGAAUAUCGAUUGCUUCCUGGAGCUGGGCGAGAUCAUGGGAAGGAAUUCCUCUGUUCUCUGGAUGCACACAGAUCCUGUAUCCCAGAAGAACUUGUCUUCUGAGAUCAGCAGCAUGACGGCAGCGUUGAAGAACAGCGUCGCUGCCACCAAGGUGGACGUGCGCGAGAUUGGCUCGUCCCAGGCUCUCCCGCCGUCAUCCUUCCAGAGAUUCCUGAGGCUCAGGGAGAUCCCCGGCUUGGUGCUAGCUGACCAUAGUGCCUCUUUCCAAAACAAGUACUACCAGAGCAUCUACGACACAGCGGAGAACGUCCAGCUGGAGUAUCCUGAGUGGAUGAGCCCCGAAGAUGCCUUGGAUCAUGUGACAGAGACGGCCAAGUCCCUGGCAGAAGUGGCCACUGUGGUUGCCCGCGCUCUCUACCAGCUUGCGGGGGGAAGUGGCAACGCCUCAGCUAUUCAGGCAGAUCCAAGGACGGUCACACGUAUGUUGUACGGCUUCCUGGUUAGGACAAACAACAGCUGGUUCCAGUCAAUUGUUAAGUCAGAAAUGAAAGGAUUUCUAGAAAAUGAACCCCCUCCAUACUACAUCGCUGUUUCCAAACCUGUGAAUGCAACCCUCCUCGUGCAAUACGUCUUGGCCAAUCUGACCGGCACCGUGAUCAACCAGACCAAAGAGCAGUGCUUGAAAUCUAGCGGAGACCUGUACGAGUACGCGUGGGUGCAGGGAUCCCUGGAUCACAACUCUACAUCCAGCCGCGUUCCGUUCUGCGUCAGAUCGACAGCCCGGCGCACUCAGGCCAUCUCCCCGGCCUUUGAGCUCCAAGAGUGGGGCUCCACCGAGUACUCCACCUGGACGGAGAGCCGCUGGAAAGAGCUUCACGCCCGGAUCUUUCUCGUAGCCAGCAAGCAGCUCGAGAUCGUCACGCUCAUCGUGGGCAUAGUCAUCCUGAUAGUCUCGUUCGUCGCCACCUACUUCAUCAACGCCAAAGCGGAUGUGCUCUUUGCAACCUUGCAGGACUCUGGAGCUCCGGCGUAUUGAAACUACCCCACGGGGGGUUCCCCGGGAGGCCUUGCAAAGCCGGACAAGAGUUGACGGACAGGUAGAUGACUUGUCACAGCUGGUAGAGCGACACUGGAGUCUCUUCCCUGGGUUGAUGUGCACAGUGGAAUUGAAAAGAGUCCCCUCCCUGAAUCUUGACUGGACGAAGACAGUGGCGCUCCGUGGACACCCCUGCACUGUCUCUUUGACGAUCCUCUCCAUACAGCCACACGAAAAAGAAGAGUCAGUUAUCUUGAGAACGAUGUCCAUGCAGGCAUCCCGGUGAGGCUGUGAGUGGGAUACCGAAUCUUCAUCUCCAGGGGUCAGCAUGGGUAGGGGGGCUUUUUUGCAGUUUCUUCAGACCUCUGGCCCUUCCUCCGCUAUUCUCCCCUUCAAAGACGCUGAUUAUCUGGAGAGCUCCUCCAAUCCUUGAAUUAUCAAGAUGCAAAUAAAGAAGGACCUGGACUUUUGGGGUGAGAUGGGGUGGGAAACGGGGAGUUAGGUGUAAAAUAUCAUUUUUUUAAAAUUUAGAAUUUUUUUGUACAUAUGAUAUAAAUAGCUUGGUUUAAUUAAAAAAAAUCACCCAACUUAUUAAUCAAA
Sphaerodactylus townsendi is the source of this 2898-nucleotide messenger RNA. It is a transcript of the gene NCSTN, whose product is annotated as nicastrin. NCBI's taxonomy places the organism in Eukaryota, Metazoa, Chordata, Lepidosauria, Squamata, Sphaerodactylidae. The coding region runs from base 130 to 2298 and encodes 722 amino acids. Gene Ontology annotation, cellular component: membrane. Gene Ontology annotation, biological process: protein processing; Notch receptor processing. The record is from RefSeq and is a predicted model, not a curated record. The transcript has 17 exons.